AUGGCCGCAAACGAGUACUACAACCAAGGCCACCAGCAGCCCUACGGCCACCACCAGGCCGCCCCGUCUUACGUCAAUCAUUAUGGCCCUAAACACAGUCAGUAUCCAACCUCAGAUAAUAACCUCGCUGCUGGGGGAGGGAAAUACCAUUCCAACGAGUACGCAGAUGAUAUCCCGUUGAAACCAAAUGCGUCGCAACCCGCGAGACCCGAGUUUGCAGACGUAGAAACACAGUAUGCCCACGCUUCUCCGCAGCGCGAACCAUCCUCCAGCCGCUCGAAGCGAAAGCGCCACAGCCGAUUCAAGAGAAUGCCCUGGGUCGUUUACAUCACGUCUGCCAUCCAGGUUGCCGUCUUUAUCGCUGAGAUCGUAAAAAACGCUCAGCUGACCGGUUCUCCUAUCAUGCUCCGACCCCAGUUCAACCCAAUGAUAGGCCCCUCGCCCUACGUGCAGAUCAACAUGGGUGCUCGUUUUGUGGCCUGCAUGCGAAACGUGAAAGGUGUACAGGAUUCCCCUCAGGUGAUUCCUUGGCCAUGUCCGGGCACGACCACCAACGAUCCAACGAGCAAAGAUAAUCAGUGCACCCUCUCUGAACUAUGCGGGCUCGGGGGCGUUCCGAAUCCGAGGGCGGGUGGCUCGAUCAACGAUAAGCCAGAACCCAACCAGUGGUUUCGGUUCAUCAUCCCCAUCUUCCUGCAUGCCGGCCUUAUCCACAUCGGUGUCAACCUUGCCGCGCAGAUGAUCAUCGGAGCAGAUAUGGAAAGAAGUAUUGGGUGGUGGAGAUUCGCCAUCGUCUACUACGCGAGCGGCAUUUUUGGAUUUGUAUUUGGUGGAAACUACGCAGCUCCUGGGAUCGCCUCCACCGGUGCCUCAGGGUCCCUGUUUGGAAUUUUGGCACUGUGCCUACUCGACUUGUUGUACAAGUGGAAUAGCAUCAAGAAACCUCUCGCGUAUUUGUUGACGAUGCUGCUCGCCGUGGCUGUCUCGUUCGUACUCGGAUUAUUACCCGGCUUGGAUAAUUUCUCGCAUAUCGGCGGGUUCUUGAUGGGCCUAGUGCUGGGCAUCUGUUUAUUGCGUUCGCCCGACACGUUGCGUGAGCGGAUUGGUGUCUCCACCCCCUACAUGUCCAUGAGCGGGGCUUCUACCGAAGGGUCCAAGCGAUUCGUGAAACAACCAGUGGGAUUCUUCAAAGGACGAAAGCCGCUUUGGUGGGGAUGGUGGUUGCUUCGUGCUGGUGCCCUGGUUGGCAUCCUCGUUGCCUUUAUUUUGCUGCUGAACAACUUUUAUAAGUAUCGGACCACGUGCUCUUGGUGCAAAUACCUUUCGUGCCUGGUAAGUCCUAUCCUAAUCUAUCACCAUGUGCGAGUGCUGAAUGACCAUUUUUUCACACAGCCGAUCAAAAACUGGUGCGACGUGGGAAAUAUCAGCCCAAGCCAAAGCUCAAAUCCGAAUUCCCGCCGUGCUCUCUGUUCUACCCUGUCACCCUAA
Molecule: messenger RNA, 1488 nt
Organism: Ophidiomyces ophidiicola
Lineage: Eukaryota; Fungi; Ascomycota; Eurotiomycetes; Onygenales; Onygenaceae
Exons: 2
Coding region: 1-1488 (495 amino acids)
Biological process (GO): proteolysis
Cellular component (GO): membrane
Molecular function (GO): serine-type endopeptidase activity
Source: RefSeq, a predicted model, not a curated record